CCAAAGCCGCCUGCUAAUACCUCCAUAGUCAAUUCUGUUUGAACCAUUCAAAGCCUGGAAAUUUCACUAAUCAACGCCUAUUUCAAAGUCAAUAAUGGGAGCCAAUUCUCUGACCUGCUUUAAGGAAAAAAUAAAUAAAUUAUGCAUGUGAAUGUUGGUAAAAUAGUUAAUCAUGCAUCUUCCCUAUAAAACACAGGCAAUGUCCGCAACCAACAACCAAAAAGUAGUUCAUUCAAGAGCUUUUCACAGGCAAACAAGCAGCAAACAGAAUUUAAGGUUUUUCCAUCAUGGGAAGGAAACUGGAUGCUUUACUGGGAAGGAAUAGAUAUUUGAAGGCUUCCAAGUUUAAGACCCUUGCUAAUAUGGCCAUUUCUAGGACUUCCAUCCUAAAAAACCACCACCGCGCCCGUUGCUCCCUAGCUCGUGCCGAUGUUCUUCAACUGUUGAAUCUUAGUUACCAACAUCGUGCUCAGCUUAGAGUUGAGAUUGUGAUCAAGGAGAAUAACAUGUUGGAUGCUCUUGGAAUGAUAGAGGAUUACUGCUGCCUUCUCGUAGAAAAGGUGGCUCUUCUUCAGAUGAACAAGGAAUGCCCUGGCGAAGUUAAGGAGGCGAUAUCGAGUCUGAUAUUUGCAGCUUCAAGGUGCGGAGAGUUUCCAGAACUUCAAGAGAUUCGUCGGAUUUUCGAGUUGAAGUUUGGUGCGGAGUUUGCAAGCAGUGCCAUUGAUUUACGCAACAACUGUGGUGUUAGUACCAAGAUGAUUCAAAAGUUUUCAACAAAACAGCCCAGUGCCGAAACUAAACUGAAAGUGCUAAAGGAAAUUGCUUCAGAAAAUGGCAUUCCUCUCCAUUUAGAGCAAGAAUCACCAAUAAUCAUCAAGGCAAAGCAAAACCAAAAGUUGGAAAUCAAGAAAGAAGCAGAUUUGUAUAAUCCUGAAGUCACAAACACCACAGAUGAUCUACAUGAAGUUAUUACAAGUGAAAAGAUGGCAUCGGAAUUAGUGAAAUCAAAGAAGUUUAAAGAUGUAGCUAGUGCCACUGAAGAACCCUUCCAAUCGGCAGCUUAUGCAGCAUUAGCAGCUAAAGCUGCAAUCAACCUUUCAAAGUCCAAAUCACAGGAUAUUGAUUCAGAUCAUGAAGAUGGCUCUCAUCUACAAAAGAAUGGAAAAGGCUCAGAUUUGAAUAGUUCUUAUGAACCUAAGCUUAAUACAAAAGAAGAAAGAAUAUCUUCCUGUAAGAUUGACUAUUCAGACGACAGAUUUAGUUUUGAAAAGAUUUGUCCUGUUGAACUUGAAAGUUGCAGUUCUCAAUAUGAAGAUGCUGACAUGGAAGAAACCAAUCAAGAAGAGUUACCAAAAGAACCUGCCAAAGAAAGCACAUCCUUUGCUCUAAAAGAUUCAGAUGUUAACAAUAUGAAGGAGCAAUCAUCAAAACCAAAUUCAAUCUUCUACAACGAGUCAGACGGCGACAAGAUAACCAAUACAGAUAAUGAAGUUGCCAGUGGAAAAGAAAUUUCAGAAGAAGAUAUAAGAGUUCACGAAUCAAAGUAAAUUUAUUGGCUAGUCACAUCUAGAUUGGAAGGAAACGUGUAGUGAAACUUUUGGACCCAGUAUACGAUCAGUAGUUUCUUAUUUCUCAAUAAAAGGGUACGAACAAUUUUGCUAGGACAGACAUGUAAACAUUAUUAUAUUUUCAGAGAUUGUUAUUCGAGUACAAUACAUUUAUAUGGUUGAAAAUAAUGUAACUAAUACUAGGAUAGAUAGCAAAGAAAUUUUCGAUAUUGCCAAGUUCUCUUAAAUUCAGUAUUCUAACAAAAUCUUGUAUACAAAUGAAAAAUGAACAAAAAUACAAAACAAGACAAAAACAAAAAGCAAAAUUUACUUGAA
Molecule: messenger RNA, 1883 nt
Organism: Cucumis sativus (cucumber)
Lineage: Eukaryota; Viridiplantae; Streptophyta; Magnoliopsida; Cucurbitales; Cucurbitaceae
Exons: 5
Coding region: 288-1547 (419 amino acids)
Biological process (GO): protein transport
Source: RefSeq, a predicted model, not a curated record